Cladophialophora immunda is the source of this 1424-nucleotide messenger RNA. RefSeq lists its product as uncharacterized. Bases 117 to 818 code for a protein of 233 amino acids. The record is from RefSeq and is a predicted model, not a curated record. The transcript has a single exon. NCBI's taxonomy places the organism in Eukaryota, Fungi, Ascomycota, Eurotiomycetes, Chaetothyriales, Herpotrichiellaceae. Gene Ontology annotation, cellular component: NatA complex. Gene Ontology annotation, molecular function: protein N-terminal-serine acetyltransferase activity; protein-N-terminal-glutamate acetyltransferase activity. Gene Ontology annotation, biological process: N-terminal peptidyl-glutamic acid acetylation.
CUGCACGAGACAGUUUCUUAGGCAUACGUUUGACCUUGCUGUCCCACAACCUUUUCCCUAGCAUUUACUCCCCUCCGGUAUCUCUCCUCUUGUCGUCCCGAUCCAGGCUUUUCAAAAUGGUCGACAUUGUACCGGUCUCGUCAUAUCCUUCUCAUAUCUCCCUGCUCCCGUCCAUCCAACAGUGCAACCUCACGAAUCUGCCAGAAAACUACUUCCUCAAAUACUACCUCUACCACGCCCUUACUUGGCCACAGCUCUCCUUUGUCGCCGUCGUCCGCGGUCCCGGCUCAAAACCGUCUCGCUACCCGAAAGUCGUCGGUUAUGUGCUAGCGAAGAUGGAAGAAGAUCCUCCGGAUGGGGUCCAGCAUGGACACAUUACGAGUUUAUCCGUCAUGCGGACACAUAGACGGCUAGGGAUUGCGGAGAAGCUGAUGAGGAUGAGCCAAAGGGCGAUGGCCGAGGUGUUCAAUGCGAAUUAUGUCAGCUUGCAUGUGCGCAUGUCCAACACCGCAGCCUUGCAUUUAUACCGCGACACUCUUGGAUUCGAGGUGGAAAAGGUCGAGAGCAAGUACUAUGCUGAUGGAGAGGAUGCCUAUGCCAUGAGAAUGGAUCUAAGGAGCCUACAGAUCAAGAAUCUGCCGGAGGACGACGAGGACGAGGGUGAGGCAGUGGGAUCGCUGGGCAAGAAAGAAGACGGCGAGACGGUCAAUGGCGAAGACGGGAAGAAGGAGAAGAUGGUGAAGGUGAAAGUCGGGCGCGGGCUAGGAGUGGGGGACUUGGUGGAAAGGAACGAAGGCUCGACAAACGCACAGUAUUGAUCUCGUCGAUUCGAACAAGCCGGGCUCGUGUCCCCUCCGUCUUUGGGACGGACCUCGACGUGCAGCAAUAUCUUUUCGCUUCGAAAUCGCGGGCUUCAUCAAUUUUCCAACCGCCGCCAUGGCCGCCAAAUAUUGCGGCAAAGUCUGCCAGACGCAGACAGCGAACCCUUUUACCGGGCCGAAAAGUCGUUGAGUUGCAAUUAAAAAUCCAGGUAAAAUGCUAAGCAAACCUGAAAAGUUUCAGCGAUCUUUCAAGCAUGUUACUUGUACAUGGGGUAUCUUGAUCUGCUCUAAGCCUUUUACAGGACGAUCCACCGCAGGGACGUGGAACCGUUUGCCCUUGGACACACACUGGGUCCUUAUGCGGCAAUAUACAGGCUGAACGAAUGUUGACAAAUCGAGCUCAGCUCUCAGUCAACAGCCGGGCGUCUCGACUUCUCUCAGGUGCCUGCCAUACCACUCUGAUAGCCAGGCAAGUCCUUUCCAGGGUUGUCCUCCAGAUGUUGCUCGUAUUUCCUUCUUGAAACUGUAUCAGCCCCCUCAAGUUCGCUUCCAGUCUCACUCUCUCCGUCCAUAUCCCGUGUCGAUUCGAAGUCCUUCCCAUCG